GGUGAGAUCAAAUAAAUCAUUAUUAGAAGUCAAACUAACAGAAUGUGGAAAAUUUUGUGGCCUCAACAGAUAUGGCUUUUUCUCCCGUUCUAUUGUUUGUUUGCCUGCCCUGUUAUUUUACUCCUUUAAAGCAACGCCUUUUAAGAUGAUCUCCUUUCCGUGUGAUACAUCUAUUUCAUAAUCACUCAUUUUUUAAAAUAUGAAGAUAACAUCUCAAUGAUUUCCCUGCUAUUAAGUCAAGUACCUGACCUUAUAAAGUUGAUCCAUAAUUUUUUUUUUUUUCAAGUGAUUUUAUUCUAUACCUCAAUUGAUGACACAUUUAAUGUUUAUGUUAUCUUUCCUUACAAACUUUAACUGGCCAAGAUUUGGAAGAAUCAAUGAUUUUUAUUACGUUGGGAUUUCUUAGUUAUUUGCCUAUAUAGAUGUAACUACUUGCCUGUUUUGUUAGACUGGUUAAUUUUGUCCCAAACUUGCUCAUUUGAUCAUGUCAUUCAAAUUUCAGUGAAAACAAGUAAAGAAAUUAUUUGUACUAAAUGAGAUAAUUAAAUCACUAGUAGUUUGAUGAGAGCGUUUUGCAAAGGGUGUGGAUGGAGUAUAUAGGACAGAACUACGCAAAGGAGAGACAGAAUAAGAGCUUCGUCUCUUUCAACAAGUCAAUCAGAUUGUGGUGAUGGGAUAGAGGAUAAGUCACAAAAGUAAAUGGAGCACCCAUUAAAAUGCAGAUGCUCAUAGACAAAGAAAUGUCCAAACAGAAAGAUUCCAAGCACUACCUACCAAAUGUUGUAGCAAAACUAAUGGGGCUUGAAACCCUUCCAAGGGGAGAGCCUAGUUUUUCUAUGGAAAGAAGCUACAGAAGUGCUUAUCCUCAACAAAUGCAUGGUCCUGUAGGCUUCCCAUUCAGGCAUUGGCAGCAGGAAGAUAGGUUUAUGGAUAGGGAAAUGCUUCAUGAAGUUCACCCAAACACAGAACAGUUUGCUUACAGAGAUAUGUAUGAAAUAUGGCAGCAAUCUGAGAGAGCGAAUCAUGGAAGUGGCAAGGUACCUGAUAGAGGAAGAUGGAGUGAAGAUGUUGAUGGGAAAAGAAUGGCUCUCAUUCGUCAGAAAUUCAUAGAAGCAAAACAUCUGUCAACCGAUGAGAGAAUGCGUCAAUCUAAACAAUUUAAAGAUGCCUUGGAAGUUCUAAGCUCCAACAGUGAUCUCUUAAUGAGGUUACUGGAUUCUCAAAAUGUUUAUGAAUUUUACUCAAGUCCACGUACUGAUACAAAGCGCAUUACUCUUAUUAAACCUUUGAAGAUGGAUGACAAUGACAAACCAGCCAGAAAGGAGAAAAGGAACAAUAGACUAACUAAGAAAUCACCAAAUGUUGAUCAAGCAUCUGGCUGGGAGAACAAGAAUUCUGGAAACUCUCCAGAUAGUCAGAAAGUUGAUGAAUCUCCAGUACGAACCACUCGAAUUGUGUUGCUGAAACCUAGCCCUGGGAGGACACCUGAUCAAAAGGAUGCGGUUUCUCCAAUAACAACAUCAUCACUAAAUCUGAAAAGUGGUAAUUGCCAUCAGGGACCUGAAUAUGACGAUGCAAUAGAAUCCAUUAGAGUGGCAAAAGAGAUGACACAGCAAAUGCAUAAGGGUCUGAGGAGCUAUCAAAAGGAUAAAACUCCACAUUAUUCUUCAGUGUUUUCCAAUGGCUAUUCUGAUGAUGAGAGUUCGUUCAACAAAUCAUAUCACGAGUAUGCAUCAGCAAAUUUCAGUGAUUUGGAAGCUAUGUCAAUGUCACCGUUGCCAAGGCUUUCAUGGGAUUACAAUUACAUCAAUGGCUGUAGCAGUCCUUAUUCUACAAUGUCCUUAGGUCGCAUACCUUGCUCUCCUGAGUCAUCAGUGUGCAGAGAGGCAAAGAAAAGACUUUCUGAAAGAUGGACUAUGAUGGCAUCAGAUAAUAAGGGUCCUCAAGAACAAAUGAAUGUGAGGAGAAACUCUACCUUGGGUGAGAUGCUUUCUCUUACCCACAUGAAGAAAUCUGUAACAUCUGUGGUUGAGAGUAUUAAAGAGGACAAAGAACCCGGAAAAUCUGUUUCUUGCAGUCAUUCUUUCAAUGCAGAAAUAAGCAUUGAGGGCUCUCCUAAAAAUCUUCCCAGGUCAAAUUCUGUGCCUGCAUCCUCUACUGUCAAUGAAACUGAGCUCACAGUUCAAGUUGCUGAUCCAAAAACUGGCAAAUCACAAGCCUCCAGGGCACAGAUAAAGUCAAAGAAGAGAUCAACGUUUAAAGAAAAAGUAGCCAGUCUCUUGUUCUCAAAGAGUAAGAAAUCAAUCAAGGAAAAGCCAAGUUCACCUCAAUCUAAAGAUGCAUCCCAACCCGCUCCUAUUGUCACUCAAGCAUCAGUUCUUCCAGCAUAUGCACCUGAAGUCCUUAGGGAUGAUGAGUCUCAAAUCAUCAAUGUGGAUAGUUUUGAAGAGUUUUCUCUUGUAGCUCUAUGUGAAUCAUCAGAGAAAACUUCCACAAAUUCAGUUUCUAACAGACAAGAAGAAGACAUGAUUACACUAGAGCCUGGAUUGACAGUGGCAGGAUCCAUGAUGCUAGAGAUUAAUUCAAGUGAAAGCCCAGAUCAGCCUAGUCCAUUCUCAGUAUUACAACCUCCAUUUGAAGAUGAUAACAAUAAUGUAUCUCAUGAGUCCUUGGACCGUAUGAAGAAUGAUCAACCAGGAUCACAGGUGGAACUGAAGUCCAAUUUAAUUGACAAAUCACCACCUAUAGAAUCAAUAGCUAGGACCCUAUCAUGGGAUGAUUCUUCUGCAGAAGUAUUAAAACCCCUAAUGGUUCCUUCCUUGGACUCCAAGGUAGAGGAAAAAGAGUGGCUUCUCUUGGUCCACAACCUACUAUCAGCAGCUGGACUUGAUGACCAGAAACAAUAUGACUCGUUUUACUCCAGAUGGUAUUCCCUUGAAAGCCCAUUGGACCCAUCAUUGAGGGACACAUUAUACAUCAAUCUAAAUGAGAAAGAGUCUGAGCCAAUGCAUGAGGGCAGAAGAAGGAAGAUGAGAUCAAAUCAUAAACUUGUGUUUGAUUAUAUCAAUGCUGCACUAUUGGAACUUGUUGGUUUUGGGUCAGAAAAGGGCCUAAAGGGCAGUGGAAAGCAGUGUAGGGUCCUAGUCCAAGAGAGUGCACCGGAAUCUACCUUGUUGGUGGACCACAUUGUGGCCAAAAUAAAGGAAUUAAUGGCAAGUGGGGUGAGGUGUGAGUGGGACAGCAACAGCCUGGUAGUAGAAAAUGUUGUCAGAAAAGAGAUUGUGCAGAUAGGGUGGGUUGAGCUUAUGGAAUUGGAGAUAGAGGUUUUGGGAAAGGAGAUAGAGGGGGACUUGAUUCAAGAGCUUGUGGAGAAUGCAGUGGUUGAUUUUACAAGCAGGGACUGAGUCCCUCUUCAUCCUUUCUGCUUUUAAUUUUCAUAUUAAAUAAGUAUUAUUGUAACUUUAUUAUCAUUGCAUUCGAUCAUCCACACUGCCCUACUUACCCAAUUUAUUAAAUUCUAUCGUACCAAUAAAGUUGUAGUUAUUUGACAUU
Vigna unguiculata (cowpea) is the source of this 3552-nucleotide messenger RNA. RefSeq lists its product as uncharacterized. NCBI's taxonomy places the organism in Eukaryota, Viridiplantae, Streptophyta, Magnoliopsida, Fabales, Fabaceae. The record is from RefSeq and is a predicted model, not a curated record.